Limulus polyphemus (Atlantic horseshoe crab) is the source of this 2026-nucleotide messenger RNA. RefSeq names its product TM2 domain-containing protein 3-like (gene amx). The coding region runs from base 403 to 1122 and encodes 239 amino acids. The record is from RefSeq and is a predicted model, not a curated record. NCBI's taxonomy places the organism in Eukaryota, Metazoa, Arthropoda, Merostomata, Xiphosura, Limulidae. The transcript has 7 exons.
AUGGCGUUUACGGUAUUAUUACACCAAAGUUUGUUAUAAGCUUUCAAAAAAGUACGCGUAUUUUUUUAAAUGAGAUUUUGGUAUGGUUAAAUUAAAAUUCAGCAGGGGAACAAAACUAAACCUGGAGAAGAAGAGCUUCCGCCCGAAAAUUUGUGCAUUUUAAAAAUACGAUCAAUUAACUUCUGCUGAAGUUUACUAUAACUUAUACCAUAGUUUUUUAAACUUUAAAAGUGAGUGUUCAACACGAUGCUUUGUUAUUUGACUUGCACUGUAUACUUAUAAUGUAGGCCUACACUAAAAUUUUUAUCAAAGAAAAGUGAAAGAUCGGUAUUAGGUGAACAGAAGGUGACAUCAACUUCAUAUAUGAACUGAGAUGGUUUUAUUCAAUUUUACAUUUUCAUUAUGAUCAUAAGAACCUUUCUGCUUUGCAUAAUUCCUUUGGUAGCUGUAGCAACCAAUACAGAAAGUCUUUCGCACACUUCAACCAUCCAUAGUUUUCGACAUUCAAGUUUGCAGCACCAUUCUGAAUCAACACUGAAACCUGCAGUAAACAUUAGCAAUGGUUCUACCACAGAUUCUGUGUUUGAUACUUGCACCACACACAUUCAUUGUCGGGAACUUCCUGUUCAGUGCAUAAACUGUAGACUCAACGAGACAUGCAUCUAUGGAGAAAAACUCCAAGUGGAAUGUCAAGCUAAAAAUCAUGCAACUUGUCAGGGAAACAACGUAUUUUACAAAGAAAUGAUUUGUCGCUAUUGUUACCAGACCAAUUCAGAUGAGCAUACAUGUGUCAAGAAUACAACUUGUAGAGUAGUGAGCACACCCAGACAGCAGUAUAUUACUCAGUGUAAAGUACAUGAUCAUAUUCUGUGCUUAGGGAACAGAAGAUUUGCCAAGAACUUGUUGUGUAAUUGGACGAGAGGUUAUAGUUGGAGUACAGCUUUGCUUCUGAGCAUCACACUUGGUGGGUUUGGAGUUGAUCGUUUCUAUCUUGGGAUGUGGCAAGAAGGAAUUGGAAAACUUUUUAGUUUUGGAGGCCUAGGGGUUUGGACCUUAGUAGAUGCUGUCUUGAUUGCCACAGGCUACCUUGCACCUGCUGACGGCUCUCUCUAUAUAAUUUGAGUUGAAUUUUCCUGAUAUCGUAAGAUACUGAAGAAAUAGGUUGCAGUCAUGUGACAGUGGAGAGGUUGUAUCGGGACAGUCAGCUUUUAUUCAUUCCAAGUGUAGACCUAAGUAUGUUUCUGAACAUUAUUACUACAGAUGAUGUGACCUAUCAUAACAGCGUGUAUUUUAUAUGUCAUUCUCUACUGGUGAAAUCUUUGCUUAUAAUAGUCCAAAUACAAAAGUUAAAAAUCUAUAGCUGGUGUAGCCUCUAAUAUUUAAACCUCAGUGAGAAUUUGUUAGCAUUUUAUUUAUUAAAUUUACUUAAAGGAAUAUAUGUUGUCAAAUGAAAGUUGUAAAUAAAUUUUCAUAAUAGGUUUAUGUCGCAUCAGUUAAGUGUAAUCACAUAUGUCCACACUUUGCUCUUCGCUACAUUAACAACUUACCAAAGACACUGUCAGUGUGAAUAAGAUUAAUCUUGCACAUCUAACGUGUAGAACCAAAUUUUUGUGAUAUAACGUGUAGUUCUAUGGUUUUAUAAAGUUUUAGAUAAAUUAGUUAAUUUGUUUUACAGUAUUUUGUUUUAAACAUCAUCAAAAAUAUUUCUUUUUAACUGUGAUUUCCUUGAGAAGUUAGUGUUUGUUAAUAGUAAAUUGAAACAGAUAACUGACAGAAUGCAUUUGUAUUGUAAUUUCUCAUAGUAUGAUACAAAAUUUUUAAUUGGAAACCAUCCAGAUAACUAAAAAUAUUGCUUUAAAUUUAAUAAAAAUGUUGAAGUUUGAUAGGUAUAUGUUUGUUUCUCAAGACAGACACUAUAUGUUCAAAAAUACUAACUUUAGGCCUAAUCCAAAAGAAAAAUCUAUCAUAGGUGACUUUGUAAAAAAAAACAACAACAGAAAUUUGAAUAAAUGUUGUUUUAUUUCUA